GGUUCCCGAUUUCUAUUUUUUCAUUUUCUUUCCUUAUUGGCGUAAAGGUUUAUGGCCCUUUCAGUAACACUUUGUAGCUUUUAGCAAUUGGCAUGGCGUCUACAUCAAAGAAAUGGGCACGGGACGUCUAUUUCGUUGCGUCCAGGCUAUACUUUCUUCUAAUACUUUUCCAAGUCCCCCUUUUCAGAUUCCCGUGUAGAAUUGGUACAUGUACCACACCAAUUGAGGUGUCACUGUCUCUAUUGUACGCAAAUGGAAUCGUUUCGGGAGGUAUGGUAAAAACCCUGAUUUACCCAGGAGCCGUAGCAAAGGCCAUUUAUAAGAACAACGCCAUUCCAAGCUAUGGAAAGCUUCUAGAAGCCUACAAAUUCACCAGCAUAAAGGAAUCUCACGUAACACAUGAUCUCCAGAACUUAGAGGUUAUAGUAGGUAGUUACUUGUCGGUGGCAGGAGCACUUUUGGGUCUAAUGAAAUCAGGGAGAUUUGGUCUUACUGGAAUCCUUCUCAUCACAUGGGGUCUUGACAAGCAAGUACUUUUUAGGAAUUCCACAAGUGUAGUCAUAUACCCAACUAUGCUAAUUGCUUUGCUUUCUGCCUUCUUUUCUAUCAGAGCAGAUGUCACAAGGGUGAUACGUUUCUCCAAACAACAGGCCUCUUUUAGAAAUGAACAAAAGAUAACUAGAGUUAGAUAUACUAGCUGAUUGAUUGCCACUUUCUUAUUAUUUUUUUGUCACAUGUUUAGGAUGAAACACCUUUUGAUCAACAUUUCUUCAUAAAAUGAUUACUAUAGUGCAGUAAUUUUGAUGCUGACAAGUACCAAAUGCUGAGUCAGAGUGGCACUUGUAACAUGAGCCAUUGGUGCAUUUAUUUUCAUACCUCAAUCAUGGUGACGAAGUACUUUGUUUCCUAUAAAAGUCUUUGCUUUUCUAUUUUUCUUUCUUGUAGUGUCAUUAGUCCUUACUUAUAGAGAAAAUUAAGUAAACACAGUAGGUCCCGUCUUGUUUGUACAGUUAGAAGUUUGUUUUCUUUUAAAAUUAUAAACACCUGCAAUUUAUAUACAGAAGAAACAUUGAUAUCAAUAAGAAUUGUGAUGGAAUGAUCAUUAUUUCAUCAUUUUUUAACGUGUUUAAAUUUACGAUAUGAAGUUGUAUUUGUUAGAAAUGGAAGAUGACCAAAAAUAUAGCAUAUUUUCAUUUUUCAAUAGAGAAUCUAAUGUGGGCGUAGCCCCCACUUUGUGAUGAAUCAUAUGGGGGGACCCAGCGGCAGCA
Solanum dulcamara is the source of this 1268-nucleotide messenger RNA. RefSeq lists its product as uncharacterized. The coding region runs from base 93 to 701 and encodes 202 amino acids. The record is from RefSeq and is a predicted model, not a curated record. Lineage: Eukaryota; Viridiplantae; Streptophyta; Magnoliopsida; Solanales; Solanaceae. The transcript has 3 exons.